CUUGGUAUUUUAUCCAGUAUGCUUGCUACUCACAGAAGCUGAGAAAUGGCUCUUCAAGCUCACCUUUCAAUCUCCUCCAAACCAUCAACGCCACAACCCCCGCGACCUAUCUCCUCUGCCUCCCCUCGGACCACCUGGUCGGCUUCAUGCGGAACCCGACGCUUCAAAUGCUCGGCCAGCCAGGCUGGGUUCUUCACGCGGCUGGGCCGGUUGAUAAAAGAGAAGGCUAAGAGUGACGUCGAGAAAAUCUUCUCGGGCUUCUCCAAAACCCGCGACAACCUCGCCGUAAUCGAUGAGCUCCUCCUCUACUGGAACCUCGCCGACACUGACCGCGUCCUUGAUGAGCUCGAGGAGGCUCUAUUGGUAUCUGAUUUCGGGCCAAGAAUCACAAUUAAGAUUGUGGAGAGCUUGCGUGAAGAUAUACUAGGAGGGAAGCUCAAAUCAGGUAGCGAGAUAAAGGAUGCUUUGAAGCAGAUUGUGUUGGAUUUGUUAACUAAGAAAGGAAGCAAGACGGAGCUUCAGCUUGGCUUCAGAAAACCGGCUGUGAUUAUGAUUGUUGGCGUCAAUGGAGGUGGAAAGACAACAUCUCUGGGAAAGCUGGCUUAUAGAUUGAAGAAUGAAGGAGCAAAGAUACUGAUGGCUGCAGGCGAUACUUUCAGGGCUGCUGCUACCGAUCAGUUGGAGAUAUGGGCUGAAAGGACCAGCUGUGAGAUUGUUGUGGCUGAAAGGGAGAAUGCCAAAGCAUCAUCUGUUCUUUCACAGGCUGUUAAAAGAGGAAAAGAACAAGGUUUUGAUGUUGUUCUGUGUGACACAUCUGGACGUCUUCACACUAAUUACAGCCUGAUGGAAGAGUUAAUAGCAUGCAAAAAAGCUGUUGCGAAAAUCGUUCCUGGCACACCUAAUGAGAUCCUUCUAGUUCUGGAUGGCAACACUGGUCUGAAUAUGCUCCCACAAGCUAGAGAGUUCAAUGAAGUUGUCGGUAUAACUGGGUUCAUUUUGACGAAACUCGAUGGAUCUGCAAGAGGUGGUUGUGUGGUCAGUGUGGUUGAUGAGCUUGGUAUACCUGUUAAGUUUGUGGGUGUUGGUGAAGGUGUAGAAGACCUCCAGCCCUUCGACGCUGAAGCCUUUGUUAACGCUAUAUUUUCGUGAGGUGACAUGACCUGAAACAUCUACACUAUCACACAAUCCAUGAUCCUCAAAAAGUGCCCUGCUGGUGGGGCUGUUAACUGGUCCGGUCAUGGCUCACGACAGUUUUCAUAUCUGGUUUAGCAGUUAUUCAAAGUUACAGGCAUUGUGCAACAGCCAACUAAUUCGAUGAUCGUGUAACAAUUUGUUGAUCCCAAAUCCAGUUGAGUAAAAUUUUCACCCCUCCUUUUACAGGUCCCGGUGGUCAGCUGUAAGCCUGUAACCUCGUUGUAAUCUGAAUUUUGUGUUGAACAAAUUUUUUUUAUUAUAUAUUAUGAAUGUGUCUUGAUUACGAGUCUA
Molecule: messenger RNA, 1485 nt
Organism: Tripterygium wilfordii
Lineage: Eukaryota; Viridiplantae; Streptophyta; Magnoliopsida; Celastrales; Celastraceae
Product: cell division protein FtsY homolog, chloroplastic
Exons: 12
Coding region: 46-1149 (367 amino acids)
Biological process (GO): SRP-dependent cotranslational protein targeting to membrane
Cellular component (GO): membrane
Molecular function (GO): GTP binding; ATP hydrolysis activity; signal recognition particle binding
Source: RefSeq, a predicted model, not a curated record